AACAUGAAGGCGUCCGGCACUCUGCGAGAGUACAAGGUGAUCGGGCGACUGCUGCCGUCGCCCAAGAACCCCACCCCGCCGCUGUACCGCAUGCGCAUCUUCGCCCCCAACCACGUGGUGGCCAAGUCGCGCUUCUGGUACUUUGUGUCACAACUGAGGAAGAUGAAGAAGGCGUCCGGCGAGACCGUUUAUUGCGGACUGGUCCACGAGAAGACGCCUCUGAAGGUGAAGAACUUUGGCAUCUGGCUGCGUUACGACUCUCGUAGCGGCACCCACAACAUGUACCGCGAGUACAGAGAUCUGACCACCUCCGGAGCCGUCACCCAAUGCUACCGCGACAUGGGCGCUCGACAUCGCGCGCGGGCCCACGCCAUCCAGAUCAUGAAGGUGCAGGUGAUCGCUGCCAACAAGUGUCGCCGACCCGCCAUCAAGCAGUUCCACGACUCCAAAAUCAAGUUCCCGCUGCCGCAUCGCGUCCUGCGCCGCCAGCACAAGCCUCGCUUCACCACCAAGAGACCAAACACUUGCUUCUAA
Messenger RNA from Nerophis lumbriciformis (worm pipefish), 534 nucleotides. NCBI's taxonomy places the organism in Eukaryota, Metazoa, Chordata, Actinopteri, Syngnathiformes, Syngnathidae. The record is from RefSeq and is a predicted model, not a curated record.